GGCAACAAUGUGUGUGUGUUGCGCGUGGCGGCGGUGUUGGCAACAGUGACCACAAACAUACACUGUCCCAAGGAGGUGUCUUGUUCACUAUUUUUUUUUUAAUUUGAUAUUUUUUCAGUAUCUAAAGAUGUCUGUUGGCAAGAUUAUACUUAAAUCAACAACAAGGAUGUCCCUAAACGACCGAUUCACGGUGCUGCGUCAGGAGAAGCCAACGGGUCAAGGUCAAGCAGCCUUGGGUUUAGAGGACAGACGGCAACAGACUCAAGCAUCACGACGCAAUCAACGGUUAGCAGCACAAAUGGAGCGUCGACCUGCAGUUGUAGCAGCUUUGAAGCUAAAGAAGAAAAGUGUCGAGCAACGUCUUAAUGGUCCACGACCACUGUCAGUGAAGCAGCGGCUAGCGGUGAAAGGGCGGUUAAGUGUGCCUGAUGAAGCUGGAAUGGGGUCCUUGAUCACACGAGGACGUGGAGGCCUAAGAGGACUUCGGGGAUCCAACUUUAGAGGAGCAACCUUCCGGGGUGCAGUUUCAAGAGGUGGACGUGGAGGAGCAAUUGGAUUAAGAGGUCGUGGUGCCAUUACUGGAGGCCGUGGUACCAUUACUGGAGGUCGAGGUGCCCUUACUGGAGGUCGUGGAAUUGGACGUGGAGGCAGAGGUGGGAGGUUUUUGAGAGGUCGAGGAGGCCGAGGCAUGUUUCAGGGACGUGGAGGUACCAGGGGUGGAGUUCGUGGCCGAGGCUUUGCCGCUGGCCAAGGACGUGGAAUUAAUAGAGGGCGUGGCCGUGGAGGGCGCAUAAACCGAGGGGGACGUGGGAGCAGAGGAGCUCGUGGAGGAAUCACUGCUAUCCCUGGGGAAAACUGGACUCGUGAACAACUGGAUCAGCAGCUGGAUGAGUACAUGAGCAAGACUAAGACUGCCCUUGACUCAGAGCUUGAUCAGUACAUGAAAGAUACCCAAGUGUAAACAUAGGUUAUAUCAAAGCCAAAUAUUAUCUUGCCUGAAAUGAGUUUUAAUUCUCAUUGUCUCUUUGAGAAUGAAUUGGAAUUUUUUCUUGCAAGACUUCAUUGUUUUAUAAAUUAGUGGAUGUCUUGCACCUGUUCAAAGUGAUUGCUAUAGAAUUUAUAUAGUAAUCCUUGAGUUGAAGCAGUUAGCAGGCACAGCAUAGUGGUGAAAAUACCAUAUUCCUCCAAAAUUUUGACUAAAUAGUUAUAUUUUUUAUAUUCUAAUAUCUGCCAGUGCUGGUAGUGCUUUAGUUUCUUAAUGUAUGUAUUAAUAUUGUAAAUUCUAAAAGAAAAUUUUUACAGUGAAACCCAGUCCUCGGAUGAAUGAAUGGACCCUUAUGCUCAAUAACAUAAAUUUUCUCAAGAACUAGAUUUAAACUUUGCUUCUAGUGGUAGUUCAUUUUGAGAAAAAUGACUGCAGUUAGUUCACUCCCCAGACAACACAUGUACAAACACAAACACUUUUCUAAACUCUUGUGUGCUUGUUCACGUGUUUACUCAGUGUGUACACACUUAGUGAACAGUCAUUAUAUACAUGCACAUCCAUUUAGAAUUAUAAUGUGUGCAUGAAAAAGGACUUUGCUGUAGCUUAGAAAAUGGUCUGGAGUUUGUUUAUGCUUUAGUAAUUUUUAUAGUUUAAAAUUGUCUUAUUGUACAGUUGUCAGUUCCUUAGUCUGUUAUUCUAGUGUAGCAGUAUGGAUUAAAAAGGACUACUAUGCAGAUGAGUAGUGAAUGUGCUACUUUUAUUGCAUAUCACAUUUCUUUUUAUUUAUUACAGGAGUCCUGAUAUUUUUAUUAUUCAUUAUAAAAUAUUUUGUUGUAUUAAGUAUGCACAAUAUUUUUUCACAUUGGAAAUUCAUUUGUUAGACAUUGAAUUAGAGCAGUAAAAUUAAUUCAUAGUACUGUCAUGUAUCUUAAAAGGUUUGAUUUUUAGUGUAAUUGUUUUGUACAGUUUAAAGACACUUUUUCUUUCACUGCACAGUACAGUCUUGAUUUUUGAUUGCCAAUCAUGUAAAUCAAGAAGAGAAUGCUAUUUUCAGUAAAAGUCAGUUACUAUCCAAGAUAUUAUGUGAGUAGUAUUAACACCUGUGGCAUUUGUAAACAAAUUUUUUUUAUGUGAAGAGAAUAGAAAAGUUUGCUUAAUAGAUUUCAGUAUAUAAGAAAUAUUUCAUUGCUGAUGCCACGAAUGACCAUAAAUCCUGAAUGGUGUAAUAAUAUUUUUUGCCUAGUAACUGAAGUAAUUAAGUUUUGAAAUAGUUGAUGGAAUAGGGAUGGAAUAACAAAUUACAGUAAAUGUUAAUAGAGCUUAUACUAGUCACAUGUACUAUAUUAAAGCUUUUUUCUAUUUUCACUACUUGAGAUUUGUUUUAGAAACCUUGUAAAGCCAUUCUGCAAAAACUGUAUUUUUUAGAUAUUGUUUUCUUUGAAUAUUGUAUUAUGUUCAUCAGUAAUUUAUAAUUCCAUUUGUAUUAAUGUUUACAAAAGAUUGUGAAAUUUGAUCUAUACAUUUGUUCAUGUAUCAUUUUAUAAUUCACUUGUAUAAUAUUGGCAUUCAAUUAGGCUAAUACUUUGACUUUAAAAUUGGUAUUAGAAUAAAAGCAUGCCUGGUAUAUAGAACCCUUGAAGAGUUUUAUACAUAAAAAGCUGAUAUUAUACUAUGGAAAUAAAGACUUGAAUUAAAAGUUUUUGUACAAUAUUGUACAUGAUAACAUUAAUCAUAAACAACUUUGCUGCAAGUAAAUUUGUGACAGGUUAACUGGAUUAUAAACAUUCUUUGUCAUAAAUAGUGAUUAUAUAAACUUUUCAUUAUUACCUUGGGAGGCAUACUUGUCAAGAAUAGGGAAGGGCUAAUAAAUGAUAAAAUAUUUAAUUUAGACUUCUCAAGGCAGAAAUAAGGAAAAAUUAAAUUGGUCCUCAAAGUAA
Molecule: messenger RNA, 2922 nt
Organism: Cherax quadricarinatus
Lineage: Eukaryota; Metazoa; Arthropoda; Malacostraca; Decapoda; Parastacidae
Product: chromatin target of PRMT1 protein
Source: RefSeq, a predicted model, not a curated record